Messenger RNA from Closterium sp. Yama58-4, 339 nucleotides. The record is from the annotation of a GenBank genome assembly. Lineage: Eukaryota; Viridiplantae; Streptophyta; Zygnematophyceae; Desmidiales; Closteriaceae.
AUGGCUCCCGCAAAGAAAACUAAGAAGGCGCAGGAGAACAUCAACAGCCGGCUGACGCUGGUGAUGAAGAGCGGCAAGUACACGCUGGGCUACAAGACCGUGCUCAAGAGCCUGCGCUCCGGCAAGUCGAAGCUGGUGAUCAUCGGCAACAACUGCCCGCCGCUGCGCAAGUCGGAGAUUGAGUACUACGCCAUGCUCUCCAAGACGGGCGUGCACCACUACUCGGGCAACAACGUGGAUCUCGGCACGGCUUGCGGCAAGUUCUUCCGGGUCUCGGCUCUCAGCAUCACAGACGCUGGUGACUCUGACAUCAUCCGCUCCAUGCCCGAGUCCUCGUAA